Polistes canadensis is the source of this 563-nucleotide messenger RNA. RefSeq names its product 60S ribosomal protein L28 (gene RpL28). The record is from RefSeq and is a predicted model, not a curated record. Gene Ontology annotation, biological process: translation. The transcript has 4 exons. Gene Ontology annotation, molecular function: structural constituent of ribosome. Lineage: Eukaryota; Metazoa; Arthropoda; Insecta; Hymenoptera; Vespidae. Gene Ontology annotation, cellular component: ribosome; cytosolic large ribosomal subunit. The coding region runs from base 113 to 529 and encodes 138 amino acids.
AAGGUUAGUCUAGUCAUAGUUCCUUUCUGCAAUCUGCAUCGUCUGUGAUAUCGCCAUAUUGAAAAGUUCUUUUUAGUGAGUUUCCUGUGGCGAUACACGUGAAGAAUUAAAAAUGUCGUCCCAUCUGAACUGGAUGAUCAUUCGCAACAAUAAUGCGUUUCUUUUGAAGAAACGUAACAUCAAUAAACCUUUUUCCACGGAACCAAGUAACUUGACCAAUCUCAGUAGCUACCGGUAUUCUGGUUUAGUUCAUAAGAAGAGCGUUGGCAUUGUGGAUACACCUGAUAAGAAAGGAUUCACAGUUGUUUAUAAGAAAGCGAGUAAAAUGAACAAGCCUGCGAAGGCUACCGUUAGAAGUACAAUGAAGAGUGGAGCUCGACGUUCCUUGUACAAGUUACGAAGACUGCUCAAGGCAAACAAAUAUCGUGUAGAUCUUACCAAGGUUGCAUUACGUCGUGCAAGUGCAGUUUUGAGAUCGCAGAAACCUUUACCAGCUAAAAAGACACGCGUACCUAAGAAAACAGAAUAAUUGUGUAUCUAAAUAAAUCUGCAUAUUAAUAUCA